GAGAGAGAGAGAGAGAGAGAGAGGAGGGUAUUAACUCCUUCGCCGUAACUCGUUACAUUCGAGAUUCAAGGUUUCAAACCCAUUGAGAGAGAAACCGAGAGCGACAAAACCCUUCCUACUCUUCCCACCCCAUUCUCUCUCUCUCUCUCCACCACUCCCACUCUCUCUCUAUCUCUAAAGUCUAAAGCAUCUUCCCAUUCUCUCACUAGAAAAUGUCCGACUACUCACCGGACUCUGACAGUGAGACAAAUUCCGACAUGUUAAAUUCCGGCCAGAGCUCAGCAAGCGAUAGCAGCAGCGGGAGUCUCUUGAGCCGCCUCUCCUUUGAAAACCUCACCGGAAAGUCGCCGGAAAAUCAAAUUCCGGCCAUUCCACUAAAGCCCCACAAAACCCACGACUCGGCCUGGGAAGCCAUUAAAGCUGCAAAAAUCAAGCAUGGGGGCCUCAAUUUCAGGGAUUUUAGACUAAUUAGGAGGUUGGGUUCAGGCGAUAUUGGCAAUGUUUAUCUAUCUAGAUUGAGAGGAGGGGAUUAUUACUACGCCAUGAAAGUUGUGGACAAAGAGGCUUUAGAGGCGAAGAAAAAGCUUCACAGAGCAGAAAUGGAGAGGAAGAUUCUGGCCAUGCUUGAUCAUCCAUUUUUGCCUACUCUUUACGCAGAGUUUGAGGCUUCAAAUUUCUCUUGUGUGGUAAUGGAGUUUUGCUCUGGUGGGGAUCUCCAUACUCUCAGACAUAGCCAAAAGCGGAAGAGGUUCAGCUUGAGCUCAGCCAGAUUUUAUGCAGCCGAAGUCUUACUAGCACUAGAGUAUCUCCACAUGUUGGGCAUCAUCUACCGAGAUCUCAAACCGGAGAAUGUCCUCCUCAGAUCGGACGGUCAUAUCAUGCUCUCCGAUUUCGAUCUCUCCCUCAAAUCAACAGCUACAAAUGCAUCACUUGAGAUCCCCGUCGCUUCUCCGGCAAACCGAAACUCACCGGAGAAGUGGCCGGAUGAUGAUGUUGCUCCAUCUUGCCUUUGUUUUUUGAGGCCCAAACUCAAAAAACCGGCUAUUAAUCGCGAGUUCAUCGCCGAGCCGGUACAUGCGAGAUCCUCCUCUUUUGUGGGUACCCACGAAUAUAUAUCGCCGGAGGUGGCAUCGGGCGGGGCCCACGGCAACGCCGUAGAUUGGUGGGCAUACGGCAUCUUCUUGUACGAGCUCGUGUACGGCUGCACGCCGUUCUCUGGGGAAAAUAACAGCGUUACAUUGAGGAACAUUGUGAAGAGGCCCUUGACCUUUCCGCCUGGGAUUUCGCUCGAAAGAACGUUGGAAACGGCGUUAAGAAGCCUGAUAACGGGGCUUCUAGAAAAGGACCCUAGAAAACGGCUCGGUUCCAAGAGGGGUGCGGCCGAAAUCAAGACGCAACCGUUUUUUCGUGGUUUGAAUUUUGCGUUAAUUCGGUCUGCAACGCCCCCUGAAAUUCCCGGAUUUCGGCGAACGAAGACAAGUUAUCAGAGAAAACCAUCUUAUUUUGAUUAUUUUUAAUUGUUUCCUCUUUGUUCAGAAAAGAAAACUCUCUGCUAAAUCUAGUGGGGGUCCUAAAUUUGGCAGGUAUUGGGGCUGACCGUUACUUGUAUAUAUUGUAUACAAUGUUACAUGCUGAUUGCUCUUUGGUAA
This is a messenger RNA of Amborella trichopoda, 1649 nucleotides long. RefSeq names its product Protein kinase superfamily protein (gene PID). The record is from RefSeq and is a predicted model, not a curated record. Lineage: Eukaryota; Viridiplantae; Streptophyta; Magnoliopsida; Amborellales; Amborellaceae. Gene Ontology annotation, molecular function: ATP binding; protein kinase activity. Gene Ontology annotation, biological process: protein phosphorylation.